UCGAUAUUUUAUUACAACACAAAAUGAUUAAUUUACCCGUUGUCAGUGUCACUGUCACUACCAAAUAUCUACCAUUCUGUUUGCGGGGGGCGCUGUUCGAGUAAAUAGGGGUAAAGUGGUGCAAACAGCGGCCGGUGAAGAACACAAGUUAACUAACAACAACAGAGAAUUGCAGAAAAAAAGAGAAGCGAGAAGAAUGGCGGAAAACAAUAAAAAACUAAUCAAAGACCCACCCGCUAGUUUCCACUCUAAAGUGUGGAGAGACUUCGGGUUUUACGAGACAGUCGACGGAAAGGCACUGGAUAAAGACUAUGGAAUCUGCAAGAACUGCUUUGCAAGAUAAAAUAUAACAGCAACACUACGAAUCUGCAAAUGCACCUCGUUCGCUAUCACGAUGAACUACUCUCAGGUGAUAAUGAGGGCAAACCAAGUCAGCCCACAAAAUCACUACUGCGUUCAAAGCAAAGCUCCCCUUUGGGUCGCCGAGGACACAGAGUAUCACUAAGUCCAUCACCGAAUUUAUUUGCAAGGACUUUCGCCCUUACAGCGUGGUCGAGAAUGAUGGAUUUUGCAGAAUGUUGACAACACUGGAACCGAGAUACGAGAUACCGAGUCGUCGGCACUUUACAGACAAAGUCAUCCCUGCAUUGUAUGCAGAUACCAGAGCCAAAGUGGAGGGUGAGCUCCGGUCUGCUAAACGAGUUGCACUAACCUGUGAUGGUUGGACGUCAAGGGCCACCGAGUCCUUCGUAACUAUUACUGCCCACUUCAUAGACGACAACUGGGAUGCCCAAAGCUACGUCCUUCAGACUCGGGCUAUGAAUGACAGUCAUACUGGCGCUCACAUGGCAGAGGUGCUUAAGAAGGCUGUAGACGAGUGGAAGCUCACCGAGAAAGAGCCAGCAGUGGUGACUGACAACGCAGCGAAUAUGUCCGUAGCUAUUGAGAUUGCUGGAUAUCCGCACGUUCGCUGUUUCGCUCAUGUUUUGAAUCUCGCGGUGCAGCGUGCCCUCAAACUGCCAAAUGUCGCUCGACUGCUCGGGAGAAUUAGGAGAAUUUGCACAUUCUUCCACAGGAGCACCUCAGCAGCUGAGGCACUGAAGAGGAACCAGAAGAUGUUAGGCCUUCCGCACCACAAGCUGAUAACUGAUCUUGUUGUCCGCUGGAACAGGGCCUAUGAGAUGAUCAGCCGGUUUCUUGAGCAACAGCCAGCUGUUACUGCUGCCCUCUAAUCUCCAGAGGUCAGAAAGAAUACCACUGACAUCUCUACCCUGACUGAUGGAGACAUCAAAAAUACAGAAGAGGUUGUGAAA
This is a messenger RNA of Micropterus dolomieu (smallmouth bass), 1313 nucleotides long. Its product is annotated as E3 SUMO-protein ligase ZBED1-like. The transcript is spliced from 2 exons. The coding region runs from base 576 to 1232 and encodes 218 amino acids. The record is from RefSeq and is a predicted model, not a curated record. NCBI's taxonomy places the organism in Eukaryota, Metazoa, Chordata, Actinopteri, Centrarchiformes, Centrarchidae.